AUGCAAGACACUAAUGACUGUGUCCCGGAAAUGAUGACCGAGUUAAAGCCUCAUCGACCUAUUCCCUAUGCAGUUCUCAAAGUGCAGUUUCGCCGACUGGUGUCUCAACACGACACUAACCACCAGGGCGCAAUAUUGACCAAGAAUCUUCUUGUUCUGAUCGACGACUACGAACUCGAGAACGACGUCAUGCUGCUAACAGACGAACAAAAGAGAGCAAUUGAACCUUACUGUCUCAAUAACCCCGACCUGGAGAUGAAUCCAGACGAUAUCCUCAACCUGAUCAAACUCAUCUUCCCACCCUCGCCUGUCGCGUCCAUUUCUGCUCCUACUCGAAAGAGCUCCUAUCCCAGACUCUUGCCCCGUAAGAGCCAAGAGGCACUCUCUUCUCGACCCAGAACCUCUCCACCCCUAAAACAUCCCAUAAUAAAUCCCUGGAAGCGUAGAGCUUCUGUGGGUCUAACUAUUGCUGUUCAUCAAGAAGUGCCUGAACCAGAAAUGGAAAUAGAGGGCCCAAAAGAGCAAAAUAGCCUCGUGCCAGUCCAAGAAUCAGAGGAUCAAUCAAUUGAAGUAGUCCAUGAUACAGACAAAAUUCAAGAAGAGGAAGAGGAAGAGGAAGAGGAAGAAGAGACUAUUGUUACCCCUCAGAAAUCUUUUGCAGGCUAUUACCGUAGAUCGAUAGAACUCACUCGCCGACUAAAGUCAUCCGAGAGAAGCUUGGCUUCGAUGACACGUGACAAUGAAGAUCGUAUCGUGCUAUUACAGAACAGAGUUGAUGACAUGAAUCAAGAGGUGAUAAAACAAAAACGGGAAAUUCUUGAGUACAAAGGAAAAGAAAAGAACAGCCUCGAGCAGAUUUGCACGCUGGAGUCUCACAUUGCCAAUAUCCAACGCUCAGAAACAGACCAAAAGCAAGUUCAUUUGUCAAUCAAGCGGCUCUUUGAUGAGAAAUGCCAGGAAACACAUAAGCUUCAAGAGAUGCUUCGACAAAAGGAACUUGAUCUUGAAAAGACUGAACAAUUUCUCAGUAAUUUCCAGCAUGAAUUUGAUCAACUGAACAAAGAGCGCAAUCGAUUGAUGGGUCUUCAGAACAACCUCGAACAGGAGCUGUCAACAUCCCAUCAGACGCACAUGCAGCUAGCCGAACAGCGGUCGGAAAACGAGCGGCUAAAAGAGAUCAUCGACAGUCUAAAGGACGAUCUUGAUGAAGCCAGGAACAACAGACAAGGAGAUUCAAGUAACAGCAAUAGUACAAUUGGCAGUCACAGUCCCCACAUGUCUGAUAGUGAAACCACAUCUCUAUUAAAAGUAAUAACAUUGGAAGCAGAAUUAGAAGGACGUCUGCACAUGAAUGAAAAUGUUGAACAGGUAACAUUUACAGAAGAACGCUUGAGAUCAAUAGAAGGCGAAAAAGACUAUUAUAAAACUCGGGCCAACGAAGCAGUGGUUGAUCUCGAAAAGGCCAAAGAGGAGCUGAGUCAACUCAAAAAGGCUCUUGACUAUGAGAGUCAAAGUUUGGUGAGCGAAUUGGCUGAUCUGCGGAUGAAAUUACCCGACCGUCGAAACACAACAGACGGUAGCCAUGCCCAUAGCAUAAAUUAUGAUAGUAGCCCUAUCAGUUCAGAUACACAGCAAACUGGAUUAAACCAAGAAGCAAUAGCAGCAGCAGCAGCAGCAGUUGAAACACAAGGAGUGGAAAUAGAAGUAGAGGGAGGAGAGAGUUCAAUGGAAGCUGUCAUUGAUCUUAGUCAAGUGAUGGAUCCCAUACCAUCAGUAUCACACUCGGCAGUAGUCAGCAUACGAUCAGUAGAUGAGACUGCGAUUGAGAUGAAUAUCCCACUACCGACCGAUGUCUGGGCACAAUCAAGGGUGCGGCAACGAAAGCUGGAAAAGGGAAAAAAGACCAGAGGUGUUCAAGACUUGAAUGAGUCUACUGCCUAUCCAGUCAAGACAUUGCCACGCAUGGACUCUAGGGCAAUUCGACAGGCCAAUGACAAGAUUGUCACAAAUACGGUGACCUUUGCGCUCUAUACCCUUUUGGUCUAUAUCUUUGGGAUCGUAACCUCGACAUUCCUCAUCGAGAAUGGGCCACCCGGUACCUGGGAACAUGCACUAGCUGCAGCCAGCACACAACCAAAAAGCAAGAUUCUCGAGAUCCUUAUCUACUGGAUCGAAAAGCUCUUGUUUGAAGGUGAAGGCAUCGGAAUCCCCUAG
Phycomyces blakesleeanus NRRL 1555(-) is the source of this 2214-nucleotide messenger RNA. RefSeq lists its product as hypothetical. Bases 1 to 2214 code for a protein of 737 amino acids. The record is from RefSeq and is a predicted model, not a curated record. The transcript is spliced from 10 exons. Lineage: Eukaryota; Fungi; Mucoromycota; Mucoromycetes; Mucorales; Phycomycetaceae.